Messenger RNA from Anolis sagrei ordinatus, 1542 nucleotides. It is a transcript of the gene SLC31A1, whose product is annotated as solute carrier family 31 member 1. Gene Ontology annotation, cellular component: plasma membrane. Gene Ontology annotation, biological process: copper ion transmembrane transport. Gene Ontology annotation, molecular function: copper ion transmembrane transporter activity. NCBI's taxonomy places the organism in Eukaryota, Metazoa, Chordata, Lepidosauria, Squamata, Anolidae. The record is from RefSeq and is a predicted model, not a curated record.
UGACGGCCCGGCUGGCCAAUGGGAGGGGCGGAGCGUGAGGGGACACGUCUGAAGGGACGAAGAGUCGAGGAGACUUGAAGGGACGAAUGAACCGAUAUUCAGUAUCCUGUUGCCAAGAAUUCAGGCUAAUGCUGAGUGGGUGUUUCCAAAGCCGUGGUGAGCUGCUCCAGAGUGAAGGUUGAUGUGUUCCUGAAUUGUCCACCUUCUGGCUGGAGACGUGGCUCUUCUUUACCUCAAGCAGAACAAUCACAACAAGGUAGAAGUACUUCCAACGUCUAGGCUUCUUCUGCAUCUCCUGCCUUCCAUCGUAACCUGCGAGUGACAAUGUCCCACCAUAUGGGUCAUAAUAUAACCGGCUCGGCAAUGCCCACCUCCGAUCCUCAUGCGCACCAUCACAACACAAUGGCCCCAGGACAUAUGCACAGUGAAGGGAUGGCAAUGACCUUCUACUUUGGAUAUGAGAACGUGCCUUUGCUGUUUUCCGGGCUUGUCAUCAACACACCUGGAGAAAUGGCAGGAGCAUUUGUGGCCAUCUUCCUGCUGGCCAUGUUCUAUGAAGGCCUCAAGAUCGCCCGCGAGAGCCUCCUCCGGAAGUCGCAGGUCAGCAUCCGCUACAACUCCAUGCCCGUCCCGGGACCAAAUGGCACUGUCUUAAUGGAGACGCACAAAACCGUUGGGCAACAAAUGCUGAGCCUCCCGCACCUUUUCCAGACGGCCCUUCACGUCAUCCAAGUGGUGGUCAGCUACUUCCUCAUGCUCAUCUUCAUGACCUACAAUGGCUACCUCUGCAUUGCUGUAGCCGGAGGCGCCGGGACUGGCUACUUCUUCUUUAGCUGGAAGAAGGCGGUGGUGGUAGACAUCACUGAGCAUUGCCAUUAACACCAGCCAGCCACGCAGCUUCUGGACAGGACCAGGUUGACUGGAAACAUGCCAACGAACCGUAUGGGGUGCCCUCCCAUCAAUGCCUGCGCCAUUCGGUCGCUCUUUUCCCCUGCAUCUUCCCUCUUGAGUGGCUGGAAGAGAGCUGACAACUGGCUAGGCCCGUUUCCUUCGGAUUUUAAUGGCUUAUAUAAUAGAAACAAUUAGUGGUUUUGAUCUUCUUCUUUUUUAAAGACUGUCUUAUGAUUGAAAGUAACUGAUUCCAUGUUCUCCCUGUAAUGUUUUUAAACCGACAGCGUUUGGAUUUGGUGGGAAUCGAAUGAAAGAUGGCAUCAAAUCCAAAGUAGCUGACUGUCCCAAGGAUUUGGUGAGAAUUGAGUGGAAUUGUCACCGAGAAAUCCAAAGAUGUAAACAAUGAGCAAGUUAAUGCCAUUGGUUCCGAGGUUUUUAGGCCGCUUGGUUUCUCCGCUUUGACUUCCUCGUUCUUUCUAAACCGUAUCUGUUUUUGUCUUCUGCCCAAAUUAAUAAAUGGCCGCAGACAAUCUGACAAUAAUGGCACUUGAUGCGAAUUGUCCAUCGCCACUUAAUUGUGAAUGUGUAAAAUGUAUGCAAAUCAUUUUUUAAAACGUAUCAAGCAUCUUUUAAAUAAAUGGAUGGAACAAA